GUGUUUGCUUACGAUCACUGCUUUUGGUCUAUGGAUGAAUCUGUCAAAGAAAAAUAUGCAGGUCAAGAUGUUGUUUUCAAGUGCCUUGGAGAAAAUAUCCUUCAGAAUGCCUUUGAAGGUUAUAAUGCUUGCAUCUUUGCCUACGGGCAAACUGGAUCUGGAAAAUCAUACACGAUGAUGGGUACUGCUGACCAGCCUGGAUUAAUCCCUAGACUUUGCAGUGGACUCUUCGAAAGAGCACAGAAAGAGGAAAAUGAAGAGCAGAGUUUCAAAGUGGAAGUAUCCUACAUGGAGAUAUACAAUGAGAAAGUCAGAGAUCUUCUUGACCCAAAAGGAAGCCGUCAGUCGUUAAAAGUUAGAGAACACAGUGUUUACGGUCCUUACGUAGAUGGCCUAUCCAAACUAGCUGUUGCUAGCUACAAG
This is a messenger RNA of Leptosomus discolor (cuckoo roller), 423 nucleotides long. Lineage: Eukaryota; Metazoa; Chordata; Aves; Leptosomiformes; Leptosomidae. The record is from RefSeq and is a predicted model, not a curated record.